Molecule: messenger RNA, 376 nt
Organism: Aspergillus steynii IBT 23096
Lineage: Eukaryota; Fungi; Ascomycota; Eurotiomycetes; Eurotiales; Aspergillaceae
Exons: 1
Coding region: 136-345 (69 amino acids)
Source: RefSeq, a predicted model, not a curated record
UUUUUUUUUUUUUUUUUCUUCAUAGAUUUCCAGGAACGAUGGUAUCUGGUCCAUGGGCAUCUUUAUCAAUGUCUUUGGUCUAUACGCCCUGAUUUAUUAUUAUUCAGUAUUGAGUGUGUUAGAUUAUAACUAGCGAUGAGGAAUGAUUUCAUCUUUUUUUUUUCUUUCCUUCUUUAUUUCUUUCCUAUGUCUCUUGCCCGCUUACUGACUCGAUGUAUUGAAUGUACGCUUAAAUACCAGGGAUUGGAGAAUCAAAAUAACACAAGAUACAAGGAUCGGUCGGUGAUUACAAACAAAUUGGGGGAAGAGUUACUCACAUAUCUAUAUACACCUCGACCCCGUUGAGUAGCUUCAUUCGUACAUCGUAUCUACUGAC